AUGUCAAAAGCGUCGAUGUGGAGCCUCGACACGGAUGAACAUGACUCGCUGGAAUCAGACGCAGAGUACGUUGAGUGGCGUGCCGAUAGCACACGCCGCAACACUUUCAAAGGAGCUGGAGGCACAACACAAAAGACUGCGUCGCCUAGCAGUCCAAACAUAAGCAGCAAUCAUAGAGCGGUGUCUUUUGGUGAAGAACGGGAACCGCGUUUGUACGCUGGAGCAGCAAAUAUUCCAUCCGAACCAAGUGUGACAUCAUUCUCUUCGGCGGCCGAGGAAGAUGAGGUACUUGAAUUACGUACUGCGAGGGAGCAACAGCACGCGCAAUUUGUGAAAGUCGCUAAAAUCGUUGUGCUCUUUACAAUCUGGUUUAUAUUCACGGGUUUGCUUUUGGUUCAACCCGAACAUGAGCAUCCACAAUCCAAUUUCAUAUGCGUCAACAAUGGCACAGAGAAGGUUUUCCAUGUGCCCGAAGAGUCGCUAUCGAAUGGAUUUUUCAUUACCGCCACCGGACCAUUUAUAAUGCUCUCCAAGAAUCAGUUGAAAAAACUGGCGGGCAAAGAGAAAACACUGACUAUACAGCUGCUACAAAUGAUUGGUGAAGAGCGACAUGAAGCCACCAAACCGUGGGUGUUAUAUUUGGCAGACACUAAGAAUUUGGAUGAUAUACAUAUUGUGGAACGUAAAAAACUGUUCGCCUUGCAAUAUAUGUCUGCGGAGGGUAGCAAAAAGUUGCAAAUCAGCAUGAUCACCAAUAUAGAGCAACCGUUGUCUCUGGAGUUCUUUUAUGAGCCGUCGCCGAUCAACUUGGAAGUUGGCAUUAUUGUUGCGCUAUUACUUAUAGUUGGUUUAUAUUUUCUGCUGAUGCUUGAUAUCGUGCAUCGUGCGCUGGCAAUAAUUGUCUUCUGUACGCUCGCUAUAUCCUUGCUGGCGCUACUGAACUUGCGACCUUCGUUGCGCACCAUCAUCGAUUGGAUUGAUUUUGAAAUACUACUCGAGCUAUUCGGCUUGACGCUCAUCAUUGCCAUCUUAGCAGAGACGGGCAUUAUCGAUUAUGUCACCGUACGCAUCUACGAGAUCUCGAAUGGUCAUAUCUGGCCCAUACUGAACUGCUUGUGUCUGAUCACUUUGGUGUUCUCAUCGCUACUCGAUAACAUACUGAUGAUGUUAUUGAUUGCACCGAUAACGAUGCGUGUCUGCGAACUCAUGCAACUCAAUCCGAUGCCAUUGCUCUCCUGCCUGAUUAUCUAUGCGAAUGUUGGCGCCACUCUGACGCCAAAUGGCAUGACACCGAGUGAAUAUGUCUUGGCGCAUGAGGUUUUACGGCGCGAGGGCAUCGACGGUUAUGUUUUCAUCGAACACGUUUUACCUGGUACAUUGAUAGCGGGAGCAAGCGCCUACCUAUAUAUGCGCAUACUAUAUCACGACUCGAAUACGAUGCGUUAUAAGGAUGGUGCCGAGAUUGAGCGAUUGCGUCGCGUAAUUAAGGUGUGGUCACGCACCGCCAAGAGUAUUAGUCCAUAUUCGAAAGAUGAACAGGCUAUGCGUGAUACAGUCUUGUCGAAGGUACGACGUUUGCGUAGACGCUUGAAACGUAUUGGUAAGAUGCCAGCACCACCGCCGGACUACAAGGAAACGGUGAAGGCGCUUAAAACGGAAUUUAAAAUUACCGAAAAGGCGCUCCUGUUCAAAUGCUGCAUUGUCUUGUUUUUCGUCUUUUCACUUAUCAUACUGCAUCUCGUGCCGAAUUUGCAUUUCCUAUCUACGGCUUGGACCGCGCUGCUCGGCUGCAUACUGCUGCUCAUAUUGGCCGACAAUGAGGACUUCGAUGGCAUACUCGGUCGCAUUGAGUGGUCGACAAUGCUUUUUCUCGCCUGCGUCAUUGUAUUCUCUGAGGCCACAUCGCAGAUGGGCCUAUUCGAUGCGAUUAGCAAUUUUACGGGCAAUCUUAUUAGUUACAGCAGUUCGAAUGCGCGCUUAGUUGUCGGCAUUCUGAUAGCCGUAUGGUGGUCGGCAUUUUGUGCCGCUUUUCUUACCGAUCCGUCGGUAACCUCAUUAAUGUUACGUGCCGUCACCGUGGCCGUGGAAGAUAUCGAAGAGGAACAGCUGCCGCUACAGCCGCUCAUUUGGGCUGUAAUAUUGGGCUCCGGCUUGGGCUGUAUGGGUACUAUAAUCGGUACCUUUGCAAAUGUCAUAUGCGCCGGCUUGGCGGAGAAACAUGGCUAUAAUUUUCCGUUCCUCUACUAUUGCAAGGUCGGUUUCCCCAUUAUGUUGGUGUGUAUGACGAGCGUUACCAUAUAUUUGAUGAUUGCGCAUGUGAUCUUUCAUUGGCAUUAA
Molecule: messenger RNA, 2337 nt
Organism: Bactrocera latifrons
Lineage: Eukaryota; Metazoa; Arthropoda; Insecta; Diptera; Tephritidae
Product: P protein-like
Exons: 1
Coding region: 1-2337 (778 amino acids)
Biological process (GO): transmembrane transport
Cellular component (GO): membrane
Source: RefSeq, a predicted model, not a curated record